This is a messenger RNA of Trypanosoma cruzi, 758 nucleotides long. RefSeq lists its product as uncharacterized. NCBI's taxonomy places the organism in Eukaryota, Euglenozoa, Kinetoplastea, Trypanosomatida, Trypanosomatidae. The record is from RefSeq and is a predicted model, not a curated record. The annotation marks the transcript as partial. The transcript has a single exon.
AUUUUGAACCCAAAUUGCAGACUUCCACGUAUCUUGGAGAGAAGAAUCGCGUUCUGGAAGGAACCGCCAUGCUGCCUUCAAAAACACAAUUGCCCGAGGUUGAUGAACAUGUCUUGGGAACCGCAUGGCUUGACAUGCUUGACGGCGAGGAACAAAGGGAGAAGCCCAUGGAUUUAGCGAGCCGUACUUCUUAUUCUCAAUUUGAGGAUUCAAAAACAGGGGCUGCGAGGGAAAUGAAGCAUGUUGGCGAAAAGGAGAACGAGAAGGAGGAGGAUGAGGGGGAGGACGAUUUGGCAGCUCGAGAAAAUGAAAGGCUUAUGAACACAUACGACUCGGAGCAUGCGGUUGUACCCGUGGGAGCCUUGAUGGCGAAGGCGUCAUCAUUAGGAUCCGUGUUUGAGCAGUUUGAUGUUGUCGGACCGGAUGCUGAAGUGGAGCGUGCCAUGGCGUCACCAGCGCCGUACGAAACACCCGGUCAAUCGAGUCUUAGGCCUCGCAGAAGAACUCUGUUGGAAAUGGAGGCAAGAAGAAAUCUUGGCGCAUCUAAUAGGCAGCGAUUUCGUCUUGCAAGGCGAUUAAGUAACAUCUCGGGGGGACGCGUUCCGUUUAACUUCCGCUACAGGGUACUUGAGGUGAAUAUGGCGGACCCGAAAAAUAAAUCCUUCGUGGACGCCUACAAGAAAGGCGUGGCGAAAAAACGAGAGAGUUUCAAGCGGAAGUUUAAGAAAUCCUAUCUGGUUGGCGGUAUUUCGCCGUAA